GGGCUCGGUGGCGCGUGGCCCGCGCGGCCGUCCGGCCUCCCGAUGUCGCGCGCGGGCGCCGAGUACUCGCUGCGCAGCCUGGGCGGCGCCAUGGGCGAGGCGGGCGAGCGCAGCCUGCUGGCGGGGCCCGCGCUGGAGCGCGCGGCGCGGCGGCGCUUCCAGCAGGGCGAGACCCCCGGCGUGGUGUACGCGGCGGCCGCCUGCUCGGCGCUCGGCGGCUUCCUGCUGGGCUACGACACGGGCGUGGUGUCGGGCGCGCUGCUGCCCCUGCGCCGCCGCCUGCGCCUGUCGCCGCUCUGGCAGGAGCUGCUGGUGUCCGGCGCGGCGGGCGCGGCCGCGGGCUCGGCGCUGGCCGGCGGCGCCCUCAACGGCGCGCUGGGCCGCCGCGCCGCCGUGCUGCUGGCCAGCGCGCUCUGCGCGGCCGGCUCGGCGCUGCUGGCCGCGGCCGGCGACAAGGAGACGCUGCUGGCCGGACGCCUGGUCGUGGGGCUGGGCAUCGGUAUCGCCUCCAUGACGGUGCCCGUGUACAUCGCCGAGGUCUCCCCGCCCAACUUGCGUGGUCGCUUCGUCACAGUCAACACCCUGUUCAUCACGGGUGGGCAGUUCUUCGCCAGCGUGGUGGACGGCGCCUUCAGCUCUCUCCCCGACAACGGCUGGAGGUACAUGUUGGGGCUUGCGGCCAUCCCUGCUGUGAUACAGUUCUUUGGCUUCCUCUUUUUGCCUGAGAGUCCUCGCUGGCUCAUUCAGAAAGGACAGACUCAGAAGGCCCGUCGGAUUCUGUCUCAGAUGCGUGGAAACCAGACCAUAGAUGAGGAAUUUGACAGCAUCAAAAACAACAUUGAAGAGGAGGAGAAGGAGGUCGGCUCAGCUGGGCCUGUGAUCUGCAGAAUGCUGACUUACCCCCCGACUCGCCGGGCUUUGAUUGUGGGGUGUGGCCUGCAAAUGUUCCAGCAGCUCUCAGGCAUUAACACCAUCAUGUACUACAGCGCCACCAUCCUGCAGAUGUCCGGCGUGGGAGACGACAGACUGGCCAUCUGGCUGGCCUCCGUCACGGCCUUCACCAACUUCCUCUUCACGCUGCUGGGCGUCUGGCUGGUGGAAAGGUUGGGCCGCAGGAAGCUGACCUUCGGGAGCCUGGCAGGGACCACCGUAGCACUCGUCGUCCUGGCGCUGGGCUUUCUGCUGUCAGCCCAGGUGUCACCACACGUCACUCUCCAGCCAGGGGCUCCCUCGGGCCAGAACACUUCUUGUACGAGAUACAGUUUCUGCGACGAGUGUAUGCUGGACCCCGAGUGUGGCUUCUGCUACAAGGUGAACAGAUCCACCAUCACCGAGUCGUCCUGCGACCCCAUUAACAAGGCGUCCAUGAGUGAGGCAGCCUGGGGCCGGUGUGCAAACGAAACCAAAUUCAAAACAGAAGAUGUAUUUUGGGCUUACAAUUUCUGCCCCACCCCCUACUCCUGGACUGCACUCGUGGGCCUCAUUUUAUAUCUUGUUUUCUUCGCACCUGGAAUGGGACCAAUGCCCUGGACUGUGAACUCUGAGAUCUAUCCCCUCUGGGCAAGAAGCACAGGAAAUGCGUGCUCAUCUGGAGUAAACUGGAUUUUUAACGUCCUGGUUUCGCUCACGUUUUUACACACAGCAGAGUACCUGACAUACUAUGGCGCCUUCUUCCUUUACGCUGGAUUUGCCGCUCUGGGACUCCUCUUCGUCUACGGCUGUCUUCCUGAGACCAAAGGGAAAAAGUUAGAGGAAAUUGAAUCUCUCUUUGACCACAAGCUUUGCACGUGUGGUGCUUCGGAUUCCGAGGAAGGGAGAUACAUUGAAUACAUUCGGGUGAAGGGAAGUAACUACCAUCUUUCGGACAACGACGCUUCUGACGUGGAGUAGCUGUCACUGUGCUGUCUCUC
This is a messenger RNA of Sorex fumeus (smoky shrew), 1910 nucleotides long. RefSeq names its product solute carrier family 2 member 13 (gene SLC2A13). The record is from RefSeq and is a predicted model, not a curated record. The transcript is spliced from 10 exons. Lineage: Eukaryota; Metazoa; Chordata; Mammalia; Eulipotyphla; Soricidae. Gene Ontology annotation, cellular component: membrane. Gene Ontology annotation, biological process: transmembrane transport. Gene Ontology annotation, molecular function: myo-inositol:proton symporter activity. The coding region runs from base 43 to 1890 and encodes 615 amino acids.